This is a messenger RNA of Klebsormidium nitens, 1299 nucleotides long. NCBI's taxonomy places the organism in Eukaryota, Viridiplantae, Streptophyta, Klebsormidiophyceae, Klebsormidiales, Klebsormidiaceae. The record is from the annotation of a GenBank genome assembly.
AUGUCGGGGGGCGACGCUUACCAGCAGCUCGUCAAGGAGCAGCUCGGCGUGGACCUGUCCAGGCCAGCCGGGCCCCCACCCGGGGCUCAGCCCAUACAAUCCAUGGACCCCCGCGAUAGCUUAGGGGACCGCGCGUUCGAGGAACGGCCUGCCGCGCAGGCGAGCGAGCCACGCGGUGGGGGCACGCGCCUGAGCGCGCUCCUCGAGGAGGACGUCCGCCAGCCCGAACGCCCCGUGCGGCCCGUGCCGCGCACGGUAGAGGACGCGGAGCCCCUGGGCCGACCCGUCUUCCCGGAGGAGAUCCAGCCGGGGCCGGUGUGGCGCGAGACGGAGCCGCCGCCGAAGCCGUCGGAGGCGGAGGGUGCGUGUCGGCGGUUGGGCCUGACGGUCGCCGUCAUCUCCGCGCUCCUCUUCUCGCCCGCAUUGCAGAGCAAGCUGGCGGACUACCUCCCGUCGGCGUUCGUCUUCCGCGAGGGCUGGAUGGAGGUGCUCUCGAGGUCCGUCAUCCUCGGGCUGGCCGUCUACGUCUUCCGCCGCUUCUUCGCGUCCGCGCCGUGCCUCCGGCGAGCGCCUUACAUCCCGGACAACGCCUUCAUCGUCUGCUGCGGCCGCAGGCGGAGCGGCAAGACGGUUCUCGUCACGGACAUACUCCACAGCAAGCGGGACGUGUUCCCCUGUGGGAUCGUCCUGUCGGGCACGGAGGAAUCCAAUUCCUACUACUCGAAGCUCCUCCCGGACUCCUUCAUCUACAGCGACUUCGACGAGGAGGCCCUCUGGAAGGUCAUCGAGAGGCAGCAGAAGAUCAGGGAGCACCAGAACGGCAAGUGCUUCGUGGUCCUCGACGACUGCGCGUACGACAGGAAGUCCAUGAACUCGAAGGUCCUCAAGUACCUCGCCAACAACUCCCGCCACCUCAACAUCAUGGUCAUCCUCACCAUCCAGUACUGCAUGUCCAUCCCCCCCGACAUCCGCAACAACAUCGACUUCAUGUUCGCGUGCGCCGACAACAACAACACGAACCAGAGGAAGCUCUACGAGCACUACUUCGGCAACUUCAACACCCUCAACGAGUUCAAGGAGGUCUUCCGCGAGGCGACCGCCAACUACGAGGUCCUGGUCCUGGACAACGUCGCCAAGACGGGGCUCAACAGCGACACCGUCUUCUGGUACAAGGCCAACCUGCACCACCCCUUCCGCAUGCUGCACCCGUCCUUCUGGGAGUACCACAAGCGGCACUACGACCGGAGCGCCUCGAGGGGCGCCGGAGCCGGCAAGACGCGCCUCCGCAAGACCGAGUGA